AUGGCACGAAAGAUCGCCACGCACAUCAGCAGUAUUGACCCUAAUCAUCUGGUUUCAUCGGGCACUCAAGGAUUCCUCUGCGCAGACUGCCCUAAGAUUGCCCAGAUCGGAUUUGGCUCAUUCCAGCUUUUCCCAGACCAGAAUCAAUACGCGCCCGAUGACCCGAAUCUUCCUGCAUUCAACAACACCGUCCAGGCAGGGCUGCAGUGGAUCAGGAUGCACUCGCAAUCUUCACAGACGGCCAACAAGCCUAUCAUCAUGUCUGGUUUUGGUCUUGUUACUCAGGAGAGCGCGCCUUCCUUUGUGCCUUUCAAUUCUACUGUAGCACCCUUCGCCAAUGAUCAGAUCGGCAAUGUGACGCUGAAUCCUGGUGUCGCGCCCUACGGUGUGACCGAUCCCCAGCGAAACGACGCGUACAUGCAGUGGUUGCAGCAGGGGAUCGCAAGUGGAUUAGCCGGAAUCAUUCAGUAUCAGGCGCGUUCUCCGUUUCACGCCCCGACCAUCACAGAGAACGGGAUCGAGCCUGUGCAGAACUCCACUGGAGUCUCACCCUCAGACGGGUAUUCGAUUGUCGGUGUCGGGCAAGAGUCGGUCCAGAACGUGAUCCAACAGGCAGCCCAACAAUUCGCUCCCAAUUGA
This is a messenger RNA of Mycena citricolor, 639 nucleotides long. The record is from the annotation of a GenBank genome assembly. Lineage: Eukaryota; Fungi; Basidiomycota; Agaricomycetes; Agaricales; Mycenaceae.